AUGGACGAGUUGAAGAACUCGGAAAACAUUGGCGCUGCUCCUACGGAGUCUGCUGAGCUGCCGCACAACGAGAAGCGCAAAGGCUCGAUCUUCGCGGAUGCUACCCGCCGCAAGGAGAGCAUCGCUGCGCUGACUGAGAACGUCACCGGAGAGAUCAAGAACCCCCUCAUCGGAAUCCCCAAGGACCAGCUCAUCCAAGAUGUUGAUAACUUUGCCACUGCCCAUGACCUCCAAGACAUCAAGCCAUACCUCAUCAAAGGCGCUUUGGUCGCGCAGAGCCCGCACCACAUCGACAACAUCGCCGAGUUGGAUGACGAGGAUCGCCGCGUCCUGCACGAGGAGAAGUCGCACAGAUGGAAGCACCCGCGGGUUCUCUACCUGACCAUCCUCUUGAACUCCAUUGCGGCGGCCAUCCAGGGCUGGGACCAGACCGGGGCCAACGGCGCCAAUCUCACCUUCUCACUUGCGCUUGGCAUUCCCGAUAGCCCUCCAAAUGCCGUCACCGGCUUGGGAGGCUGCAUGAGCGAGGCAGAAUGCAACAAGAACCAGUGGCUUGUCGGUUUCAUUAAUUCCUCUCCUUACAUUGCUAUCUGUCUCUUCGCUGCCUGGAUCUCCGACCCCGUCAACCACUACCUUGGACGACGUGGUACCAUCUUCGUUGCUGCGAUCUUCAGUCUGUUGGCGCCCUUGGGCUGUGGGUUGUCCCAGACAUGGGGCCAGCUGGUGGUCUGUCGAGUCCUGCUUGGUAUUGGUAUGGGAUUGAAAGAAGUCACGGUUCCUGUCUUUUCUGCCGAGGCCGCACCAACUAAUAUCCGUGGUGGCCUGGUCAUGUCAUGGCAGAUUUGGACGGCCUUUGGCAUCUUUAUCGGAACUUGCGCCAAUCUGGUGUUCGUCAACUCUGGCAAGAUAGCCUGGCGUCUGCAGUUUGCAUCUGCAUUUGUGCCCGCAAUCCCCCUCGUGCUAGGCAUCUGGUUCUGCCCAGAAUCACCCCGCUGGCUCAUGAAGAAGGGAAGGGUUGCGAAGGCCUACAAAUCACUCAACAGACUCCGGAAUACUCCUCUGCAGGCUGCUCGAGACCUCUACUUCAUCCACGCCCAGCUUGCUUAUGAGGAGGCCUUAUUAGUAGAAUCCGGUUUGGCUAAGACUGGCAACAUGUUCACCCGUUUCAUCGAGCUGUUUACUAUUCCGCGCCUCCGCAGAGCGACCCAAGCAUCUGGUGUUGUCAUGAUUGCGCAGCAAAUGUGUGGAAUCAACAUUAUCGCGUUCUACUCGUCCACGAUUUUUGUCCAGUCCGGCGCCAACAACAUCACGGCCCUGCUAGCAUCAUUCGGAUUUGGUAUUGUUAAUUUUGCCUUCGCAUGGCCAGCCGUAUGGACUAUUGACACCUUUGGCCGCCGGGGUCUACUGCUAUUUACAUUCCCAAACAUGUGCUGGUCUCUUCUUGCCGCAGGAAUGUGUUACUACAUCCCCGUGUCGAGCAGAGCACAUCUCGGCCUGGUCACCUUCUUCAUCUACAUCUACGAUGCGUUUUACUCUCCUGGCGAGGGCCCAGUCCCAUUCACGUAUUCCGCCGAGGUUUUCCCGCUCAGCCAUCGUGAGAUUGGCAUGUCAUGGGCUGUCGCAACCAACAAUUUCUGGGCCACAGUCGUGUCGCUCACGUUCCCGCGCCAAUUGAAUGCUUUCGGCGUCCAAGGGGCCUUUGGCUUUUAUGCGGCCAUGAACGUGGUAGCUUUGAUCAUGAUCUUCCUCUUCAUGCCAGAAACCCAGCAGAGGAGUUUAGAAGAGUUGGAUUAUGUCUUUGGCGUCCCAACCCGAACCCAUGCAAAGUACCAACUUACCAAAGUCCUCCCAUGGUGGUUCAGACGAUGGAUUUUGCAGAGAAAGGGGACUGUUUGUCCUGAGCUCUAUACUUUCGAGGAAGAGGUCUGGACUGAGAGUGAUCGCGAGGAUUCCAAGGGUAUAAGCUCCGGAGUUGAUGUUGGCAGCAAGGAGGUUGUGUGA
Molecule: messenger RNA, 2001 nt
Organism: Venustampulla echinocandica
Lineage: Eukaryota; Fungi; Ascomycota; Leotiomycetes; Helotiales; Pleuroascaceae
Product: putative polyol transporter 5
Exons: 6
Coding region: 1-2001 (666 amino acids)
Biological process (GO): transmembrane transport
Cellular component (GO): membrane
Molecular function (GO): myo-inositol:proton symporter activity
Source: RefSeq, a predicted model, not a curated record